AUGCAUCCCAAUACCAAGCACCGCAUCCUCAUCGUCUCCCACAACCCAAAACCUAUCGUCAAUAUGGCAGACAAACUUCGCGCCCAACAACAACUCGAGCAGCUGCAAGCCCGCUACGUCGGAACGGGGCACGCAGACACUACGAAAUUCGAAUGGUCAUCCAAUAUUCAGCGUGACAGCUAUGCUAGUUACGUUGGCCACCCGCCGUUGUUGAGUUAUAUGGCGAUUGGUAUGGGGGAGUGUAGGGAGAAGGUUAGAGGGGCUAUGAUUGAGAAAAUGAUUCAACCUGUUGGGAAGCCGCCGGAGGUGCAGGAUUGA
Lachnellula hyalina is the source of this 318-nucleotide messenger RNA. RefSeq lists its product as uncharacterized. The transcript is spliced from 3 exons. Lineage: Eukaryota; Fungi; Ascomycota; Leotiomycetes; Helotiales; Lachnaceae. The record is from RefSeq and is a predicted model, not a curated record. Gene Ontology annotation, cellular component: U2 snRNP; precatalytic spliceosome. Gene Ontology annotation, biological process: mRNA splicing, via spliceosome. The coding region runs from base 1 to 318 and encodes 105 amino acids.